AUGGCAGAUCAAUUCGGCAAACUGCUCUGGCCGACGAUUGUCGAUCAUCGCGCGCGAUCGGCGCCGAGCGAUCUUGUUGGGCUCAUUCCCAAAGGUUCCGACGUAGCCGAUGGCUAUCAGGAGUUGACCUUUGAUGGCCUCGCUCGUGCAGUAGAUGCUUGCGCUCACUGGAUCGAAAAACACGUCGGCCGCGCCCAACACCCCGAAACCAUCGCUUAUAUGGGCAGUAAUGAUGUCCGAUACUUGUUUCUCAUACUGGCCUGCCAUAAGACUGGCUACCAGCCCCUCCUCGUUUCUACCCGUCUAUCAGAUGAAGGUUACAAGCAUAUCCUUACUGCUACCCAUUGUCAAAAAUUCAUCUAUACGCCGGAUAAGCAGCGUCGUGUCUCCGAGAUCCAAGCUGUCCAUACCAGCACGGAGGUUUUCGAAAUUCCGUCCUUGAAAGAGCUUCUGGAGUCGAAUGCCUCCCCAUACCCAUUCGAAAAGAGCUUUCAAAUGGCCGAGAAUGAGAUUGCCAUUAUCAUCCAUAGCUCUGGCACAACAGGCAUGCCAAAGCCGGCACCUCUCACACACGGCUUCCUUGCGACUAUAGAUACUGGAGCCUAUCUUCCUCGUCCACAAGGACGCCGGGCAAGCGUAUUCUUCGACCUCGAGCCCGGCCAGCUAGUGCUGUCCACUACCCCGCUGUUCCAUCUCAUGGGGCUGAUGGCCUUCACUGAGUCCAUAUUUCACGGCAUCGCUUUUGUCAUGUGUCCGGAUAAACCGAUGUCUACAAAUUUGAUCGUCGAUGUGAUCCAGGCGACCCACCCCACCGCCGCUCUACUGGCACCUUCUCUCCUAGUCGACAUGGUUGACUCAUCCACUGCACGCGCGGCUCUUCGUACUCUCGAUGCCGUAUAUUUUGGGGGUGCGCCACUGGCCCCUGAGGUUGGCGAUGCCCUAGAAGCCGACACCAAAGUCAUUACCCUCUUCGGAUCCAGCGAGAUGGGCCUGCUCAGCUCGUUUGUGCCACAAGGCGAGAAGGUCUGGGGCUGCUUCGAAUGGAAUCCCGCAUAUGGGGUAAAGAUGGAACCUCAGGGUGACGGACUAUAUGAGCUUAUCAUUCCGCGAUGCCCUGACAGCCGUCGGAUACAUGGCAUCUUCCACACAUUUCCCCAUCUAAACGAAUACCAUACCAACGACCUUUUCGUGCAGCAUUCUGAGCGUCCCGAGCUGUGGAAAUAUCACGGCCGAAAAGAUGACCUUCUUGUUCUGUGUAAUGGGGAGAAGCUCAACCCAGUAUCGCUGGAGGAGAUGGUGGAGAGCCAUCCAUCUGUCAAGCAUGCCAUAGUGCUUGGUCAAGGUCGAUUCCAAACGUCACUAUUGGUUGAACCCAUUGCAGCCGUGGAAGACGAGCAUGCUUUUGUAGAGACCAUUUGGCCAAAGGUUGAGAGAGCAAACGAGACUGUGCCCAAGUAUGGGCGCGUCUCGAAGAACAAGAUUCAGUUGGCCUCCCCUGACAAGCCCUUCAAGUUGACGCCCAAGGGCACGAAGCAGCGGCGCACCAUCACCAGUGACUACCAGAAGGAGAUUGAGGCUAUCUAUGAGGCAAAUGAGGCAAAUGAGGCCGCGGACGUGCCACCGCUGCCCAAGUCGCUGGAAUUGGAGCCCCUCCGCGACUACGUUCGCAAUUUGGUCAUGAAGUUGCUCUCCCGUCCCGACAUCAAGAACGAGGAGGACCUAUACGAGGCCGGACUGGACUCGCUGCAAACCAUUCAGCUUGCCCGGGCAUUAAACACUGCUGUCGCCGCUCGAAUGCAGAAAGAAAUCACUUUUACCAUCAAUCAGCAACAUAUCUACGCCCACUCAACGACUGCACAAUUAGCUCAAUACCUCGCCGAUGUCCUCCAGGGUCGCUCCCAGACAAGCACCAUUCCACGGGCUGAGCGUCUCGCUAAGACGGUUGAAAAAUAUACUUCCCAACUCCCCCUCGACUUGCACUUCCAACCAAUCGUCCCAGUCAAACAACUGUCAUUCUCACCGGCUCUACUGGCUCCUUGGGCGGACCCCAAGGUUGCCAAAGUCUACUGCUUUAACCGCUCCGACAACGCACAGAGUCGUCAGCGUGCAGGCUUUAUCAGCAAAGGGCUUGAUCCUAGCUUGCUGGACGACCCUGCCCGGGUUGAAUUCCUCACUGUUUCGUUUGGGGCGGCCCAAUUCGGCCUUCCCGACGCGACCUACAGCAAGUUGUUAGGCUCAGUAAAUCUGGUUGUCCACAAUGCCUGGAAAGUCAACUUUAACCACCCACUGGAAUCUUUCGAAGACCCACACCUGCGUGGCGUGCUGGAGUUUCUGUGGUUCAGCCACCGUAGCGCCGCGCGCGCCCAUUUCACCUUCGUCUCCUCGGUCAGCACCAUCGGCGGGUGGGAUUCGGCUACCAUGGGUUCGACCGUGCCCGAGGCCCCAAUCGAGUCCAAUGCUGUGAUGGAGCAGGGCUACGGCGAGUCCAAGUAUAUAGGUGAGCAGCUAUGCUUGGCAGCUGCACGCGACGCUGGCAUCCCGACAACGGUACUUCGGGUCGGGCAGAUUGGAGGCCCUACAACACAGCAGGGCUUAUGGAAUGUUGAUGAGUGGCUGCCAAGCCUAGUGAAGACAAGUAUUGCAAUGGGUGUAGCGCCUGCCGAUCUGGGUGCGUAUCAGGUGGAUUGGGUACCUGUGAAUGUUCUCGCUCAGAUCGCCAUUGACCUCACCAGUACCCGUCUGGAUGAACAAGAGCGUCAUCCACAUGGAGUCUACCAUCUCGUGAACCCGAAUCAGGUCAAGUGGGACAGCUUGGUGCCAGCCAUCCAAAAUAAAUAUCCUGGGGUGAAGAUCAUGGCUUUCGAAGACUGGCUCCGCAAUCUGGAGGCCGUGCGUUCGCCCAGUGAGGAUGAGGUGCGCGCAAAGCCGGCGUUGAAGCUUCUGGACUUCUACCGGGCGCUGGCUGGGAGUGUGCUGUCAGCAGAAGUCAGCGUGAAGCAGGCGAGAAAGGGGAGUGCGACGAUGGCGCGACUUGGCCCAGUCACGCCGGAAUUGCUCGGAAACUGGCUAGAACAGUGGCAAUUUUAA
Messenger RNA from Penicillium pulvis, 3087 nucleotides. RefSeq names its product NRPS-like enzyme. Gene Ontology annotation, molecular function: phosphopantetheine binding. The record is from RefSeq and is a predicted model, not a curated record. Lineage: Eukaryota; Fungi; Ascomycota; Eurotiomycetes; Eurotiales; Aspergillaceae. The transcript has 4 exons. Bases 1 to 3087 code for a protein of 1028 amino acids.